GACCUUUCCUGAACAAAACUUUGCAGUUAAAGUUCCAGUGGCGUGUCCACACUCGACACUUUACAGCCUAUACUAAAGACCACCCACUUCCUAGCCGAUUGCAUCUCUUCAAUUAUGAGCGAAGUCAAUGCAGGAAUUAUGAAGACGCUGUAUUUAUGGUAAGCAUCGUUAGGAAAACGAGGCUAUUGACAUUACACAGAUCUCCAGAGGAAUGACUGAAAAUAUUCAGGACUGACUCAUUCUCUCACUGGUGUGACAGAGAUUUGAGAAGAAAAUGUCAAGAAGGACUUGGAUCCAGGCCACCUUUUACAAGAGAGAAUGUGUUAAAUUUCUGCCAGCCUCACGUGAUCAUCACAGGUGUUACCCAGUGUGUCAAGUAUGCCAAAGCUUAGUAAGAUGUUGUUGUGGGAGGCUGAUCGGGGAGCAUGUGGGUCCCUACUCAGGCCUCUUGGGUCAUGGCCCUGACCCUGAUGCCUCUGGUGAGGAGGAGUGGUCUGUGGCGCGACACACCAGUGUCAGCCCCACUGAUGCUUUUGGAUCACUGGACUUCCAGGGCAGCACAAAGCGUACGUGCCGUGCCAAGUAUGUGCGUCUUUCCUGUGACACUCCACCAGAGCACCUUCUCCAGCUGAUGCUAAGAGAAUGGCACAUGGAGAUGCCCAAGUUGGUGAUCUCAGUGCACGGAGGGACAGAUAACUUCCCUCUGUCUCCACGGGUGUGCCAGGCCUUCAGCGCAGGGCUCAUCACAGCUGCAGAGAGCACCGGAGCAUGGAUAUUGACUGACGGAAUUAAUACGGGUGUAUCUAGGUAUGUCGGUGAUGCUGUGAAAGUAUAUGGUUCACAUGACCACAGGAAGAGGAAUGUUUUAGGAAUGACACCCUGGGGGAUCAUUGAGAAUAAUAUUGACCUUAUUGGCAGAGAUGUUUUGAGACACUACCAGGCUCUUGGUAAUCCUCUGAGUAAACGUGCCAGUCUCAACGGCAUGCAUUCACACUUCCUCUUAAUUGAUGAUGGGACUAUGGGUAAAUCAGGCUGUCAGAUAGACCUGAGGAAGAGACUGGAGAGGUACAUACAUUUGCAGAAGAUCCACCCCAGGUUGCCACAGCAUGUGCCUUUGGUGUGUGUUGUAGUAGAGGGAGGCCCUGCGAUCCUCUCUGUAGUCCUGGAUUAUGUGCGUAGAGCUUCUCCUGUGCCUGUGCUGGUGUUUGAGGGAACAGGCAGAGCAGCUGACCUCUUUGCCUUAGUACACAAACAGACAGCUGUAGAAAGAAAGUUAGAUUCUGAUAUUAAAGAGGAUUUCCUGUUGCGGAUUCAGGAGAUGUUUUGUGUGGAGAGACCAGAAGCCAUUGAGCUCUUCAACAUACUUAUGGAAUGCAUGGAAUACAGAGAGGCUAUCAGCAUUUUUGAUUCAGAAUCUGAGGACCUUCAGGAGGCAGAUGUUGCUAUUCUGACUACAUCACUGAGAGGUACCAGAUCCUCCCCUGAAGAGCAGCUUAAUAUAACAUUGGCCUGGGACAGAGCUGAUAUCGCAAAGGAACACAUUGUAGUGUAUGGACAACAGUGGCAGGUGGGAUCUCUUGAGCAGACCAUGCUGGAUGCGCUGGUGAUGGACCGUGUCAGUUUUGUGAAACUGCUGAUUGAGAACGGCAUGACCAUGAGCUGCUUCCUGACCAUCUCUCGUCUGGAACAGCUCUACAACAUACAAAAAAGCUCCCCAGAUCAUUUUCUAAGACACAUCAUUGAGGAUGCCAAAAAGACUCGCCUCCCUAUGAGUUAUAAGAUCUCUUUGAUUGAUGUUGGAAUGGUGAUUGAAUACCUGAUUGGUGGAGCUUAUCGAAGCACAUAUACACGGAAGAGCUUCAGAGCCAUGUACAGUCGCUUCCAUACCCCAGUGAAGGAGGGCGGUAAGGAGAGCUCCAGCCCCUUCAAAGCCAGGAAAGCAGCUCUGACUCCAGAGACCACCCCAUCUCGUUCCCAUUUCUACAGAACUGCUCAGCCCUAUAGACACAAGGAGGGUGCGGUAGUGCCUCAGGACCUGAAGUCAGCUCCCAGCUCAGAGUUUGUUUGCACUUUUAACGACCUGUUUGUGUGGGCAGUGCUAAAGCAUCGGCAAGAGAUGGCGCUGUUCCUGUGGCAGCAUGGAGAGCAGGCUAUGGCCAGGGCAGUGGUAGCUUGCAAGCUUUACCGCGCUAUGGCAGUGGAAGCCAAGGAGAGCAAUAUGGAUGACAGCACAGCCGAGGAGCUGAAGAAGAAUUCGCUAGAGUUUGGUGAGCUGGCUGUGGAUCUCCUGGACAAGGCCUUCAAAGAGAAUGAUCGCAUGGCAAUGAAGCUGCUGACUUGGGAGAUGAAGGACUGGAGUAACUUCACCUGUCUGCAGAUGGCCGUCUCCUCAAGACUCAGGCCCUUCGUGGCCCAUACUUGCACUCAGAUGCUCCUUACAGACCUGUGGAUGGGCCGUCUCAACAUGAGUAAGAACUCCUGGUUCAAGAUUAUUGCCAGUAUCAUGAUGCCUGUAGCCAUUCAGCUGUUAGAGUUUAAGAGUCAGGCAGAGAUGUCCCAUGUUCCUCAACCCCAAGAAGCAUUGCAGUUCGGAUGGGACCCAGGGAGCCCAGGGGCAUCAGAGCAAGAAGGGGCUACAAAUUCAAGUCAGGGUGAUGAGGAGAGAGGGAGCAAAUGUCUUCUUCCUUGGACCAAAAAGGUGUAUGAUUUCUACACCGCUCCAGUGGUCAAAUUCUGGUUUCACACAAUGGCAUUUCUGGGCUUUCUUAUGCUGUUCUCCUACACUGUGCUGGUGAGGAUGGAGGAGAAACCCAACAUUCAGGAGUGCUUAGUCAUAACUUACAUCUUGACUAUGGCAGCAGAGAAAGCUCGAGAGGUGUGGGUUUUGGAGCCCAGGAAGUUCAGUAAGAAACUGAAGGUGUGGUUCAGUGAGUACUGGAAUGUCAAUGACUUCAUGGGCAUCCUUCUGUUCCUGGUUGGGGUCUCCCUCCGGUGGUACCAAGAAACACGCUUAGCUGGCCACAUUGUCUACUCUUUGGAUUUUAUCUUCUGGUCUGUCAGGCUCCUGGACCUGUUUGCUGUCAAUCAGCAUGCGGGACCCUACCUGACCAUGAUCACCAAAAUGAUGAGCAACAUGUUCUACAUUGUGGUCAUAAUGGCAAUUGUGCUGGUUAGUUUUGGUACGUCCAGGAAGUCCAUCUUGUCACCUGAUGAGAAUCCAUCCUGGAGACUGCUCAGAGAUGUGGUCUUCCAGCCCUACUGGAUGAUUUUUGGAGAAGUGUAUGCCUCAGAGAUUGAUGCCUGUAGUAAUCCUGAAACUUGUGUCCCUGGAGCCUUCCUUACCCCCUUCCUGCAGGCAGUCUACCUUUUUGUUCAGUACAUUAUCAUGGUCAAUGUGCUCAUUGCCUUCUUCAACAAUGUUUAUAUUGACAUGAGCUCCAUCUCUCGUAAGCUAUGGAAAUACAACCGCUAUCGUUACAUCAUGACCUAUCAGGAGAAACCGUGGCUGCCGCCCCCUCUCAUCCUGCUCAGUCACAUGACCCUGUGUCUCAGCUCAAUUUGGCAUAGGCACAGAGGGGCGUCUAAACAUGGGAGAACUGGUCUCAAAUUACUGUUGGCCCCUGAUGAUCUGAAGAAGUUGCACGAGUUUGAAGAGAAAUGUGUUGCUGGAUAUUUCAGAGACAAAAAGGAGAGUCAACACAGUAGCCAGAUCAACAGGAUACGCUCUGUAGCCGACAAGGCUGAGGAGAUGGCUGGAGUAUUAGUUGAGGUUGCCGAGAAGGUUAAUAUAAUCCACGACAACAUGCGCACUUUAGACAAUCACUUGGGUCAAUUGCAGGACUUGUCCGCUUUGGCGGUGGACACUCUUAACUUCCUGUCCGCCUCAGACAAUCAGCAGCAAGAGGUGGCCCGCCUUGGUCAUUGCCACGAGCAAUUAUCCCAUAGCUGCUGCCUCCGCAUUGGUGGAAGUGUCGCACCCAGCCAGGCCCUUCCAUCCCCAAAAAACUACCGCAGCACUCCCCCUUCCCUUCUCCGUGGCUUGGGCCCCUGCAGGCAGCGACCUUCUCUGGAGGUGCCACCAGGAGCCAGUUCUGGACCCUUUGAGUUCAGGGGCAAGUCCAUGAUGGGAAACCCAGAGGAAGAAGAUGAUGGAUUUAGGUGGCCUCUUCAACAAAGUGAUUCAAGGGAAGGUGUAUCGAUAGACUGUCGCCUCUCACAUGGAUCUUUGCCUCACCUAUAUGUUGGAUGGAGGGACAAGGGAAUAUAUGGGUCAGAGGAACCAUCACGCACCAGUUCUCCCACCAUGGAGGAAGAGGAUGAUGAUGAGGAAGAUUUUCACAGGAUAUCCAGAGCCUCCAGUCACACAUUCCUGCUUUCUGACACCCAGAGAGAUGGAGAUCGAGCAGUGGGCAUUAGAAACCCAGCAUUCUGUAGACUUGAUGUUGGUGGGCCUUUUGCUCAAGCUCAAGGACUUUUAGGAAGGAAAUUUGCCUUUGACUUUGAGCAGAGCCGCUCGCUGUCUGCCAGUGUGGAGACUAUGGCCAUGCCUAACACAGCAACAUCAGAACAAACCGCUAGACAGACACUUUCUCCUCCCCACCAUAGCAAUGAGCAGAGAGGGUUAUCUAAGAUCUUUAAGAGGCAAAGGUCAUUUGGUAGAAAGUCUGUAAAGACUAGAUCAGGAACCUCUGAGAAUGUAAAACAAGAUGAAACACGAGGAUGCAUGCAUGAGUUUGACCCACGCAGGAAAGUGAAGAGAAAAGUAAAGGGCCUCCUUGAUCGGCGAUUCAGAACCUCUGUCAGUCUCACCCAACUGAAUGUUGAUCAAGUAGAUUUCACAAAAUUGGCCCCAUCAUGGCUGAACACAGUGAGUCCUGGUCAGUCACUGCUCAGCAGCUGGACCAGGUCUAUCAGUCAAAGACCCUCGGUAUGCAGUAUGACGCCAGAGGUAAGGAGCUCUACAUUCAAAUUUAAAGAAGAUUUAGGCCAGCACUACUCAGCAAUGGAAAGGAACAACCUAAUGAGACUGGCUCACUCUAUACCAUUUACCCCUGUGUCUUUGUUGGGUGGCGUUGAGGUCUGUAUUUAUACACUGGAGGAGACAGAAGUAGGGUCCUCACAUGGAGAUCAGUCCUCCAGCAUCUCCACCUGGCUUCAGCACGGGCGUACAGCUGUUCUGCAGCCGUUAGCUCACCAGGAGGUGCUGGAUGGAGGUCUGCGGAGGGCCACCAAGGUGGUGUGUACCUGGGCUGAGGGUGAUGUGUUGAAACUUGGCUCAGUGUAUGUGAUGAAGGCCUUCAGGCCAGAGGUGGUCCGCAUCUGGCAGAAAGUUUUCCCGAGCAGCACUUCCCUUCAUCUCUGUCUGCGGGAGAUCCAACAACAAAGAGCAGCACAGAAACUCAUGCAGAGAUUCAACCAAGUAAAACCCAGCAGUGUGCCCUACAGUUCCAGGUUUCUGGAUGUCUUCUUGUUGCACUGGCGCUCAGAUGGUCAGUGGUUGACUAUAGAGAAGAACAUGAGUGGUCAUUUCAGGAAAUACAACAAUAACACAGGAGAGGAGAUUUCGCCCUCUUCUGGCCUAGAGGAGACAAUGCUAGCUUUCUCUCACUGGACAUAUGAGUACACCAACAAAGAGCUGCUAGUGUUAGAUCUACAAGGGGUGGGAGUGGACCUCACAGACCCCUCGUUGAUCAGAGCUGAUGAUCAAAGCUCCUCUGGAGAGAUGGCGUUUGGACCUGCCAAUUUGGGUGAUUAUGCAAUCCAGAGCUUUGUUCUCAAGCACACCUGCAACUCCUGCUGUAAGAAGCUUGGUCUCUCAGAUUUGAGGAAGAGCAUCAGCCAGAGGAAAUCAGUUCCUGCCUUUGAUGUGGCGAGCAGCACAGUUUAACUUCUGACCUGCAAGUAAACUUCAUCAUGUCCGCAGAGAAUCUGCAAAGACUGUCCAACACACAGCUCAUUCUCCAGGAGAAAUUGUUUUUCACUUCUUACAGUAUUUCAUCCUUUUAUCCAUACUUGCAGUUUUUAGACUGAAUAUACAGUAUAUAUAAAGAAAGUAUAAAACGCAUAGAGCUGCUGUGAAAGGGUUAGUUCACCCAAAAUGAAAAUUCUCUUAUCAUUUACUCACCCUCAUGCCCAUACAAUAUACGUGAAUGGGUGCCAAAAAUUUGAAGCUCCUUGCACAAUGCAUCACUAGCUGAAAUAUUCUUCUAAAUAUCUUAAUUGGUGAUCUGCAGAAGAAAGAAAGUCAGACACACCUGGGAUAGCAUGAGGGUGAAUAAAUCAUGAGAGAAUUUUCAUUUUUGGGUGAACUAUUCCUUUAAGAGGACAGAACAUUACAUUUAUAUUUAUGUUAUUUGCUGCUAUUUUCUAAAGUGUCACAGUGCACUGAUCACAUUACUGGCAAGAAGUGAGUCAUGGGAAAAACGCCCUAAAUGCUACUUUACAAAUACAUUCAUAGCUAGAUAUGUCCCUGCAUAAGACAAUAUGUAUAUACAUAUAUAUAUUCCCUUUUAAGCUGAUUGAUAAGGGACAUUACUUCAUAAUUUCGAGAUCAGCCAUUGUAUUAUUGUUUUUUGCAUUUAAACCAUUUUUGUUGUUCUUUUAUUAGUUUGUUUAUUCUGUACCAAAAUAAAUGUUGAGGACAUAGUUUAGCAGAUGUAUGAAAUAUAUUUUGUCUUAGAUUCAAAGAGAAAUAAAUCAAAAUAGAAUAAUAUGCAAGGCCUU
This is a messenger RNA of Myxocyprinus asiaticus (Chinese sucker), 6723 nucleotides long. RefSeq names its product transient receptor potential cation channel subfamily M member 6-like. Gene Ontology annotation, molecular function: ATP binding; monoatomic cation channel activity; protein serine/threonine kinase activity. Gene Ontology annotation, cellular component: apical plasma membrane. NCBI's taxonomy places the organism in Eukaryota, Metazoa, Chordata, Actinopteri, Cypriniformes, Catostomidae. Gene Ontology annotation, biological process: monoatomic cation transmembrane transport; protein tetramerization; protein phosphorylation. The record is from RefSeq and is a predicted model, not a curated record. The transcript is spliced from 40 exons. The coding region runs from base 275 to 5887 and encodes 1870 amino acids.